This is a messenger RNA of Setaria italica (foxtail millet), 2839 nucleotides long. Its product is annotated as U-box domain-containing protein 4. Bases 1902 to 2489 code for a protein of 195 amino acids. Gene Ontology annotation, cellular component: nucleus; cytoplasm. The transcript has a single exon. NCBI's taxonomy places the organism in Eukaryota, Viridiplantae, Streptophyta, Magnoliopsida, Poales, Poaceae. The record is from RefSeq and is a predicted model, not a curated record.
CAGCAAAGCCCCCUCAUCGAUAAUCGAUUGCUUCGGUUUUUUUUCUGGGCGUAGGCACGCCGAAUCGUGGUGAAAGUUGCGGUCUCUAUCGUCUCGUUUCAGCAUAGGCCUAUUUAAUUUUAUUAAUCGGCACAUAUCGAACUGAUUUUGCUAUGUUCCUCUCCGAUUUUUUUAGUCGGCGGCGGCUUAUAUAAAGCUGACCUGUUUUUUAUUUCCCUUCCGGUCAAAAAAAAACAUCGGAGUUUUGGGGGAAAAUCAAUUUAAUUCCCCGUUUUUCUCCAGUUUGCCUGAACGAUUGCAGAGUUGUGCCGUUUGAUGGAGUUCAGUCCUACUAUACGUGUCUGUACUAGUUCCAAACUAAUACUACGCUAUCUGACCGAACCAUGAUACAAACUGAAGAUGGGUCCUUGAAUUAUACUAGCAAACUAGUUUUUGCGGAUUUAUUCGCAAGUAUAUUCGAAGAAACCUGGUAGGUUAACUUCGCACCGGAUUUCUAAGCGGUGUCAUCGUCAUCAUCUUGCAGCUAAGGUACCCUGUUGCUUUUCUAGACGCUCAGCAAUCGCCUAGUAUUUGCUGGUAGCACGGAGAUUUUAUUCCGAUGACCCUUCAACAAAUCUUGGAUUCCUAGUCUGUGGUAUAAAUUUCUUGGAAGACGGCAACAAGAAAAGGCUAAGAAAACGGCCGGUCUAGAUGUCGCAACAAGCAGUUGGUCUGAUUUUGAAGCUGACCGAAGGCUGCCAACCACCCUGCCCUGGUUGGCUGCUUCUGAGAAAAAUCUAUCACCAGGAAGUUGGAAAAACCGUUUAGAAUUUGUGCAGCUUCUUUGGCUGCCUAAUAUUUGCCCCUUUUCAACUGCUGUGGGUGUGGUCAGGAUACAGUUAUCCAGUACUUCCUUUAGAAAUUUUGUGCCCAUGCCGUGACCUAAUUGUCUUGGUACAUAUCCAAACAAGUUGACCUCAUGUACCUCUUUAGGCCUCGUGCCAACCUGUGACCUGUGGCUAAAGGUGAAGUCAGACUGGUAUGGUGCUAUGUACCAGAAAUUUUUCUUCUUAUAUGCCCCCCUUCCCUUGCGCUCUAGUACUAGAGGAAAACGAGGUUAGGAAAAUGGUAAAUUGAGUGCCACUGUUGUGAUCAGGUAAUCCUUUGAUAAGAAUCUGAUGGAUUCUGUUGACUGGUGCUAGUGGAAUCAACUGUUCUACUAGUUGGGAAUGUCAAGUCCCUGUCUAAAUAGAUCGUAUAUGGCAGUAUGGAACAUCCCUUUUAGAUGUUGCUCUUCUUUCUGGCCUAGGACAGAUAGGAUAAGGUAUGGGAAGGAUAUUUACUCAAGUUCCUCUCCUCUUGACGUGCAUGGGCAGGGGCCAUCGUAUAGUAUACGUGCCCAUAUCUCGCAUUUAUGCUGCUCAUUUCAGAGCAUGGAACUAGACAUAAGAAGUAGUAUCUAAUUCAGUAAGAUAUAUUGUCAUUGUGGUAUUGUUUGCAUCUUGGUCUAUGUUCAUACUUGGAUGCCAUUUAGUGAACUAUCCUUGAGGUUUCGAAGCCUUAUAUUUAUAUCUAAUAUCCAAUAGCUGCCCUAACUUGUAUGAAAUGUGAUGACUAGUGUAGUAAUCAAUUUCAUGAAUAUUUAGCUUGUUGUGGACUAUUUAUGAUGCAAAUGGUUCCUAACUUCAUAUUUGUUCCAUGUAUGCAGGAAUAAAACAAAGAUAGUGGAUGCUGGAGCACUUGAGCCCCUGCUUGGUUACUUGCAAUCAAGUGAUCUGAAUUUGCAGGAGUAUGCAACUGCUGCAGUGCUUACACUUUCGGCCUCAUCCACCAAUAAGCCUAUCAUAAGUUCUUCAGGAGCAAUUCCUCUACUUGUGAAAGUCCUUAAAGAAGGGAAUCCACAAGCCAAGAAUGACGCCGUGAUGGCUCUGUACAACCUCUCCACAAUCACAGACAACCUUCAAGCCAUCCUUGCUGUCCAACCGAUUCCCCCUUUGAUAGAGCUACUGAAGGGUGGCAAGAGGUCCUCAAAAACAGCCGACAAAUGCUGUGCUCUUCUUGAGUCGUUGCUUGCAUUUGAUCAAUGCCGAGUGGCCUUGACAUCUGAGGAAGGCGGAGUGCUGACCAUAGUGGAGGUACUUGAGGAAGGCUCCCUUCAGGGCAGAGAGCAUGCUGUUGGAGCACUCCUAACAAUGUGCGAGAGCGACCGCAGUAAAUACAGAGACCUCAUUCUAAAUGAGGGGGCGAUUCCUGGUCUUCUCGAGCUCACAGUACAUGGCACACCCAAGUCUCGAAUGAAGGCUCAUGUUCUUCUUGACUUGCUGCGGAACUCCCCGUAUUCAAGAUCAAAGCUGCAGCCAGACACGCUCGAGAACAUAGUGACCAACAUUGCCUCCCAAAUAGAUGGUGAAGACCGUGGCGGCAAGGCGAAGAAGAUGCUUGCUGAGAUGGUGAAGGUCAGCAUGGAGCAGAGCCUGAGGCAUUUGCAGCGCCGGGCUUCCUUCGCAUGAAAGAUGAACGCCAACCUUUUUUUUGCAAUGGAAAUAGAAGAUAGCGCAAAAUAAUGAGAUUUCUGGUGAUGCCGGUCCAGGCCUUGAUAGGACCGAGUGACCGGUCUAAGCCAUUAUAUACUCGAAGCUCUUGACGUAGAACUCCUUUUCGGUCUUGUGUGUCUUGUUCUAAAGAAAAGAGGACAUGUUUUCUUCUCGUUGCUAUUUCCCCUUCCCAAGGUUUUGUGCAUGUAUCAAAAGAAACGAUGCAAAAAACAAAGACAUUUCCUCAGGGGAAUGGAUUGUAUAUAAAGUAAAGGAUCCCAUUCCUCAUGACUGGAAAAGCAGGUGUAAUCUCUCUGUUGGGUUCA